Messenger RNA from Diorhabda carinulata, 1781 nucleotides. Its product is annotated as cytochrome P450 4c3-like. The transcript has 8 exons. The record is from RefSeq and is a predicted model, not a curated record. Gene Ontology annotation, molecular function: iron ion binding; monooxygenase activity; oxidoreductase activity, acting on paired donors, with incorporation or reduction of molecular oxygen. Bases 137 to 1651 code for a protein of 504 amino acids. Lineage: Eukaryota; Metazoa; Arthropoda; Insecta; Coleoptera; Chrysomelidae.
GUUGUUCCAAGCAGAAAAAUAUCGGAAUUAUUCGAUUACUUCAAUAAUUUAUUUCAGUGUUAUUUUCAUAUCAUUUCAUCGAUUGAACGCAGAAUUUUUCAACAAUACGUAUCUUACAUUACCUUGAAAGAAAGCAAUGCUCGUUUUAAUUGUUUCUCUAUCUUUUUUAUUUAUUUUGUUUAUAUUGUUAAUAAUUAUUCCGAUUUUACAUAGAAAUUUCGUUAAACGUCAAUCAAAAUAUCUAUGGAAUGUGCCCGGGCCGAAACCAAAUCCGUACUAUGGAAAUUUGGGAGCGUUUAUUGGAAAAUCUCCCGAUGAAUAUUUAAAAGAAAUUGCUUCUACUUUCGAAGAAUAUGGAGAUUUGGUGAAAGUUUACAAAGGUCCAUUACAAACUAUAUUGUUGGUCGGUAAUGAAAAAUUUGUAGAAUUUCUAUUGAGCUCCAGUAAAUUGAUCGACAAAUCUGAUGAAUAUGAUAAUUUGAAAAUGUGGUUGGGAAAUGGACUUCUAACGAGUACAGGCACUAAAUGGAAGCAACGUAGACGUUUGAUAACGCCAGCGUUCCAUUUCUCAAUAUUGGAAAAUUUCGUUGAUGUAUUUGAAAGCGCUAGUGAUAUUUUUAUUAAAACUCUAGCGACACAAGCUGAAAAAAAAUCCUUUGAUAUAUAUCCCUUGGUGUCUUUAUUAACACUUGACAUAAUCAGCGAAACUGCCAUGGGUAUAUCAAUAAACGCCCAAAUAAACAACCAAUCCGAAUAUAGAGCUGCCGUCAAAGAGAUGUGUUCCUUGAUACAUUCCAAGAAUUAUUCAAUUGUUGCAACAAUAGGUUCAUAUCUAUAUCCCUUUACGCCUAACUACUACAAAGAAAUCAACACAUUGGAGAAACUUCAUUCGCAUACCAUUUCGGUAAUUAGAAAGAAAAUGGAAGAACGUAAGGAAUCUGAUGAUAGUGAAGAAGACGACGAUAUAGGUAUAAAAAAGAGAGUUGCUUUUUUGGAUCUGUUACUAAAAAGUACUGUUAACGGUCAGAACUUAUCUGUGGAAGACAUUAGAGAAGAAGUGGAUACGUUUAUGUUUGAAGGACAUGACACUACUUCAUCUGCAAUAUCUCUCACACUUUAUGCUUUGGCAAACAAUCCAGCAGCUCAGGAAAAAGCACUUGACGAACAAAAAAUUAUGUUUGGAAACUUGGCAACAGCUAGACCCAAAAUUGGAGAUUUGCAAAAUAUGAAAUAUUUGGAGAUGGUUAUAAAAGAAACGUUACGACUUUAUUCGUCAGUACCUUUUUUUGGAAGAACUGCAUCCGAGGAAUUUGAGUGGAAUAAUAUAAUCGUUCCAAAAGGUCAACAGAUUGUUAUAUUCCCAUACAUAAUACAUAGAAACCCAAAAAAUUUUCCGGAACCUCUGAAAUUUAUACCAGAGAGGUUUGAAACCAUUGAUGGAACCCGUCCCUACACAUACAUCCCGUUCAGCGCUGGACCUAGAAACUGCAUUGGGCAAAAAUUUGCAAUGCUCGAAAUGAAAAGUACAGUGUCAAAAGUGUUGAGAAAUUAUGAACUACUUCCGGCGAAAAAUCAUCGACUCAAACUAGCUCCUGAAUUGAUAUUAGUCUCCAAAAGUGGUAUACAUUUGUCGGUAAAAAAGAGGGAAUAAAAUAAAAAUUAUGUAUGCCCUACUGUUACUGACAAGCAUUAUCGAAAUAGUGAAACUAAUAUUUUUUGCAGCAAUUUAUUUUUUAUAUUUUUUUCAUGAUAGUAUUUAAGUAAAUAUAUUUUAACUUCAA